UUCCGAUAACAAUUAUAAUAAUUUGGUUUUGGCGUAGGCUCACAGCGAUGGUCACGUCACAGAAGCCAUUACCUUCUCUUCUCACAAUUCAGAUCCUUAUUUUUGAACCCUCAAACCCUUCCCUCAAAUUCACCCUUUCGUUUCCCUCUUUCUUCAAUAGCCCUUCUUUCUUUCUGGUCGCAAUCUCAAUUGGUAUGUGAUUCAGAAUCAGAAGAAAAUCGAAUGGUCCUUUUCUUCCUCUAAUCGAUUAAAAUGAAGGCAGGGAGUGCUGCCAAGUUGAUCGUCGACGCUCUGCUUCAGCGCUUCCUCCACCUCGCACGGCGUCGUAUCGAAACCGCUCAAGCACAGGAUGGGCAAUACCUGCGACCAUCUGAUCCGGCCUACGAGCAGGUCCUAGAUUCCCUCGCAAUGGUCGCGCGCCACACUCCUGUUCCUCUGUUGGAAGCUUUGUUGAAGUGGAGGGAGAGUGAAUCUCCCAAGGGUGCCAAUGAUGCAUCGACAUUCCAAAGAAAGCUUGCAGUGGAGUGCAUAUUUUGCUCAGCAUGCAUACGCUUUGUGGAGUGUUGUCCACAAGAAGGACUUACUGAGAAACUGUGGUCUGGGCUCGAAAAUUUUGUUUUUGACUGGUUAAUUAAUGCUGACAGGUAUUUCUGUUGUCGAUGAUAAUAGGAACACUGUAGUAUGUUCAUAGUUGGUGAAAAUAUUUUUUUAAUAAAGCAAAUGAUUGAUGUCUGAAUUAUAAGAUAUAGGGUUCUCC
Molecule: messenger RNA, 757 nt
Organism: Vigna umbellata (rice bean)
Lineage: Eukaryota; Viridiplantae; Streptophyta; Magnoliopsida; Fabales; Fabaceae
Source: RefSeq, a predicted model, not a curated record